Messenger RNA from Medioppia subpectinata, 1446 nucleotides. The record is from the annotation of a GenBank genome assembly. NCBI's taxonomy places the organism in Eukaryota, Metazoa, Arthropoda, Arachnida, Sarcoptiformes, Oppiidae.
AUGACCGUUAAGUCGGCGCUAUUGUCAUCGGUUCUCAUCCUCUUCAUCAUCGGUCUCAUCGAUUACGCGAUUAUCACUGAACCCAACGGCUGUGACAUGACAUUCAUGUUUCAAUACCCGCAGUUUGUGUUAUUGCCACAUCGGGAACAGAUUGCUCUCAAGUAUCCCAACUAUCAUCUCUUUGCAUACGGCGAGGGUAAUGGUGACUUUAAAGGAGUUCCCGUCGUAUUUGUUCCCGGAAAUGGCGGCUCUUUUAAACAGGUGCGAUCUCUUGGAUCGGUGGCGUUGCGAAUGUCCGAUAAAUACUCAACUUUUCAUUUCAAUUAUUUUACCAUUGAUUUCAAUGAGGAAUACUCCGGAGUUAAUAGCUUUCAACUCCAAAGUCAGACACUAUUUCUUAAGGAAAGUCUCAUAAAAAUCAUGGAUUUAUACGAGAAAAAGGGGAGAAACGUAUCGCUUGUACUCAUUGGACACUCAAUUGGCGGACUCAUAAUUAGAUCAUUGUUAUCAUUACCCGAAUUUGAUCCGUACGUCCAUCGCGUAGAUUUGGUCAUAACUCUGGCCACACCUCAUAAAUCUCCAGUUGUUCCCAUUGACUCGCGAAUGACAUCGUUUUACAACGAUGUGGAAGAAUAUUGGGCCACAAAUCGGGAUAAUUUUCGUCAUAUGAACGUGAUAUCAAUCGGUGGCGGAUUCAAUGAUAAGUUGGUUCGUUCGCAUCUCACAAAACUCAAUGACGAUCACCCGAACGAUCUGACUGUCGUGUCCACAGCCAUCGAUGACGUUUGGGUCUCAACCGAUCACUUGUGUAUCGUUUGGUGCAAACAAUUAACACUUAAGAUAACGCGACUUCUCUUCGACUUAACCGACAAGAAGUCGCUGAAACUCGUGGACAACAUUGCGGACAGAAAUCGGAUCAUUAGAUAUCACUUCAUGGAGAGGACGUUAGGGAAGAAUUUUCCCGGAUUUCUAAUUCCCGAAUACAUAACACUCGCGCCGACCGGCGAAUGGACUGAAAACUACGAACGGAUUAUUAAAUUUACAAAACCAAAGGUCUUACAACCAAAUUAUAUGUUACUGCCAUUAAUGCGAAGAGAAAGUAUUGUUAUACAGUUUGAAGGCCAUUAUAGGCACGAUUGGGUGAUGGCCUGCUCUGCCGUUAAGAAAAAUAAUGUUACGCUUUGUGAUAAGGGCCGGUCUCUACACCAAUACGUACGGCGUUUGCCAUCGAAGCCCAAAGAUGUUGAGCGCCGUCUGUUCACUGGCCUCUCGUCUCUACUACUAAACCAAGGAUUUACUCAUUUAUUGUUAGCCAUCAGUUCAUCGGUAGAACCGGUGGACAUACAGAUCGAUCGGUUCACCACAAGCAUCCGGAGCCGAACCAUACAACUGCCAGCCCUGUGGCAGAGUAUCGUCCGGUUCUUCGCGUGGUCUACAGUGAUGGAC